AAAGGUAAUCAAAUCCCGCUCAGUCUUAAAAAAAAUUUUGGUUAUCCGCUCAUUACUCCCUCUUCUUCUCAUCUCCAUCGUGCGCCCUAAAUCCCCCAAAUAAAAGUUUGUUUUUCUUCAGCCGAAAUCCCCCAAAUUUCCCAUUUCCAACAACAGACUUCAAGGAAGAAAACCAGAAGAUGGGAUGGAAUCACCAGACAUAUCCCUGGAAGAAAUGAUGAAACUGAUAGAAGGGUUUGUUGAUAUCCUGGUUUUGUCUUCUGGGUAUCAAUCCUCUGGUCUUCCCGCUCACUGGGACUCUAAUAACAUCAAGCGAGGCUUUCAAUGGGCCCUCUUCUUUGAAAAUGUUUAUCAAGAGUCUAUUCAGGAGCUUGAUGCAGCUCUGUCCAAAAUGACAUCACAUCCGUCCUUUCCUCAGGUUCUGGUCUUUAUAUAUGCUGGUAUUUAUACAUGCUGCUUUCUUAUUUACUAAUUGUUACUCUUAGAAAGGCAAGAAGUUUUUUGUCGGAACACUUGCUCCAUAAUUUACCAUUGAGGGAUUCACAUCUAAGAGCUGUUAUUAUAGUAAUUGUGGAGAUGGAUCUUAGUGACCUUUCGCAGACAAAGCAUGACUGUCUCAAUGCAUAUUUGAAUAAUUUGACACUACAAAGCAGGAUUUGUACGAGGGAUACCAGUACAUCAUCUCCAGAUUUGACUCUGACUGUUCAAACCGAAAAGUCUGGUAUUGCUAAUUUUACUAAAAUUGCUCUUCAUGAACUCUUCAGGAGACAAUUUUCUGUGUCAUGCAUUUCAGUUAUUGAGGAAGAAUUGGAUUUUCUUUCUAAUGCCAUGAGACAUAGCAGCCGGACUGACUCUGACUCCAGCCUAUUUAGGGAGCAAAUGAAUCAUGAAAUAGUACCAGCUUUGUUGCGUCUGCAAGAUUCUUUAACAGAUCAAAUGCUUACUAUUUAUCACUUUCCAUAAAGUCUGAGCCAAUGCACAAUGGAAAAAGGUGUUUGGGCAGGUGCACAUUUCUGACAAAAGUAGAAAAAAUGAUCUGCACCAGGCAAUUGUAAGUUCGUUCUACUUGAUAUAAAUAGUAAUGAUGGAAGCUUGCUUUACCAUGGUUGAUGUGUAUCCUAGCAGUGAGUGUACCAUGGUUGUGCAUGGCAAUUACUUGUCUAGUUCUUGCACUUUAUUUAUUCUAUGUUUUUUGGCCGUCAUGUCAUGUGUCCAUCUAAUAUAGCUAUGAUAGAUUUUAAAGCCUGGGAAGUAUGAAGUUUUGGUAUGCUAUGGUCUGCAUUAUUUUCCUUUUGCAUAUUUGGACUUUGAAUGUACAUUGGUAACUUAGACAGUAUUGAGAGAAAAAAGAGAAAAAGUAAAGCUUAGAAGCAGAGUGUCAGUGUCACGAAAACACAAAUGGGGGAGAAGAUGGAUGCUGUUUGUUUUUAGUCUCUCUGUCAUUCAUUGUACUUUUAUGCCUUUUUUUAAAUAUUGUAUUUAUUAUUCAGAAAAAUAAUCAAUGUAAAGAAUAAUUUAGGGACUUGAAUUUUGUAGUUUAUUUUAAUUUGGUCUUCGAACUUUUUUAUCCAUAUUAGUUUUAGACUUGAUAUUUUCUAAAUUUUGGUUUGUGAUUAUAUGAUACUUUUUUUAUUCAUAUCAGUCCCUAACAUGGAUUAAACCAAUCUAUUGGCCCUUGAUUUACUGACUUAUUGCAAAAUGUAGAUUGCUAUGAUAGAAUCCUAUUUACGGACUAAUAAGAUGUUUGUAGACUACGAGGUAGAUAUACACCAUAUGUUCUUUCUUCUAUAGUACCUGAUUGAGAAAAGACUUUUAAGAGGAUUUAAUAUCAUUGAGUUAUUAAGGUUAAAGGUCUAACACAUAUGUGUUGUCAUCACUUGCUUGACUUAGUUUGUGUUUACUACAUCUGUUGCAGAGUAUCCUCAGCGGAGGAGAAAAAUCAUCUGCUAUUUUUAAAAUUGAUAUUACUAUUUUACUAUUUUACCUUUUUAAAGAAGAUCAUUUUUAUUUUUUUAUUGUUUAAUGUACCUCCCACGAUAGUAAAAAAAAAGAAAGAAAUAGACAAUAAGAUUGAAGUAAUUUUUUUCCAAAAUAAUCAGCAUGCAUGCAUGCAUGCAUGAGAAUUAUUCAUCGCCAUGUGCUAAAGACUUGGACUGUUUGUCAAAGUUUUCUUCAAAAAAUCAUGUAACUCACAAUGAAAGUUUAUACAUAUAUAAGCAUAGUCAGGCCAACCAAUGUAGAAAAAAACUAACAUGAUAUCAUCUUUUCUUAUUGCCCAGUAUUUAUUUAGCAAAUAUUGACUGUAAUAUUGUCAUGAUUAGACCAUAUUAUUUUUGGAAAAGAACAAGGUCAUUUCCACACAGGUAGAAGUGCAGUCCAUGCUCAUAGCCUGCUUACGCAUUUACAGAAAACAAAAAAGAAUUUAGGUAAAAUUUGAUGUUAAUAUUUCAGUAAAGAUUAAAUAGUUGUAUAUGAUAUUGAUAUCAUAGAUAGAUGAAUCGACUUAAUUUAAGUCGGUUCAACUUAUAAAUACUUCUAGUAUGUUUAUGCAAGGUAAAUAAUAUAGCAGAUUGGCAUGCUUGCUUAGACUACAGAGUUGGAUUCAAGGUAUGAUCUCUAUAAUUUAGGUUAGGCUCUGUAAUAUACUUCUGUUUAGUUGCUUCUUAUGUUUAUCAUUGGAGAUUUUAGAACUUUAAUUGAAUUAUUGAAAGUGGCUUAAUUUUUAGUUUUGCAAGUUUUUGUUGAUCAGCAAUUUAUUUAUUUUCUGUGUGUAGUAUUUUACUAUAAUCUUUCAUCAUGCUAUCCACCGCAGUUAACAAAUUGCUUGUGGAAUAUGUGAUUUGCCUUAUCUUUUUCGAUCUCAUUUUGUGUCUUUCAUAACUGGAUUUGUUAUAAUACUUCUUAUCUUGUGUGGAAGACUGCAAAGGUCUCAGUCUCUUUAAUUCGUUAUCUUAUUUGAUCAGGUGCUCUCACUUUGCCGAUCCAAUUUCUUUUUAUAGUUAUGUUUAAUUAUAAGUUGUUUUGCUCCUGGAGAUACAUCUCAGUGGAAGUUGAGCUCCAGCAUUUAGACCUGCAUGACAUGGUUCUUUUCUUUUUCAAGUUCUAAAUUGUUUAACAAUAGGUUCUUUGUUUUCUUAAGCAGGGAUGAUGAAGAUGAUUCUGUUGCCAAGAUGAAGACAGCUGAGGAAGCCUUGGAAGCAAAACAAAAAGUAACAAAUAGCUUGUCUGCUACCUGUUCUUUUUUAUUUAUUUAUCAUGUUUUAUAAUUUUGUGACAAAUUGUUCUUGGUACUCUGAAGAUAUUUAUGGAAAAUUACCCUAUGAUUCUAUUGUAUUUAUACUGCAUGGCUGCACCAUGUAUUUCUUAACUAGUUUGAUAAAUUUUAUGUGUGGUGUUUAAUUUUUUGUUA
Gossypium raimondii (Peruvian cotton) is the source of this 3409-nucleotide messenger RNA. RefSeq lists its product as hypothetical. The transcript has 2 exons. Lineage: Eukaryota; Viridiplantae; Streptophyta; Magnoliopsida; Malvales; Malvaceae. Gene Ontology annotation, cellular component: Fanconi anaemia nuclear complex. The record is from RefSeq and is a predicted model, not a curated record. Gene Ontology annotation, biological process: interstrand cross-link repair. Bases 451 to 963 code for a protein of 170 amino acids.